AUGAAAGUUGAUAUUGGAAAAUCUUCCGUUGACACCCCGAAAGCCAGACGCAUCCUGCACCAAGCCAGCUUAGACCUUACUCGUGAACGCAUCGCACGCACCCGACACCAACUCCGCGAUCUCAACUCAAGCAUCGCUUCUACUCAAACCCAACUUAGCCGACGACUCAAGCCAGAAGACCUAGACAAAGUUCAGGCAUUCAACAACUACACAUCUCGCAAAGCCUUCCAGUCCACCAAACUGAAGCAAAUCAACAAGUUCGACCGACUCCACUCCCGCAAGCCUACACAAGCCAACCAACAACCUUCUACCGAAGCAACCAAGGACACCGUAAUCAACCUUAGCCGACACCAACUUACCCAAGCCGAACACAAAGUACUCUCCCUCGGACUCAACUUCGCCGUAGCUCCUAAGAAGAUCCCUUUCUCCGACAUAGUACAGCAAGUCGAACCCAAGCUCCGGUUUCUCUCCAAAGCGGCCGCCAACGAAAUUAGAUUCAAAGUGACCAAUGCCCUCUCCGACGCCAAGCCACCUAAACCAAACCUCUCGAAAGAAGAACACUCUGCCAUCCAGGACCUCCGACGUAACCAAGCCAUCCACAUCCUUCAGGCUGACAAGGGCAACGCCACCGUUGUUAUGGACCAAGACGUAUACGAUGACAAGAUCGAAGACAUUCUCCAGGACAAGGACACCUACUCCAAACUCAACAGGGACCCAACUCCGACUAACGAAAGGAAAAUCAAUCAACAACUGCUGACCCUACACCGAUCCGACGCACUACCCAAGGCACUCUACUUCCAACUCAGAUCUUCUUCAGCCAAGUCACCAAUCCCAUUCGGACAACCCAAGAUACACAAGCCCAACACUCCUCUCCGUCCUAUCAUCUCCACCCGCGGAUCACCCUGCUACAACACAGCACGCCAUCUGGCCAACAUCCUUCAGCCACUCGUAGGCCAAACCCAGCACCAUGUUACCAACUCCAAGCACUUCAUUGACGUCGUCUCCAAGACCAAGAUCCGGCCCUCCAACACACUCGUCAGCUUUGAUGUCGUCUCCCUCUUCACCAGCGUACCUGUAGACAGUGGCCAACGCCUGAUCACCGACCCAGAUCUUGCAUCCAGAACCAAUCUCACACCAGACCAGAUCCAUGACCUCCUCCUCACCUGUCUCAACUCCAACUCCUUCAAAUGGCGCAACAACUACUACACACAACUACAAGGAGCAGCCAUGGGUUCACCUCUCUCACCAAUCGUCGCUAACAUCUUCAUGGAACAUUUCGAGCACCAAGCACUCAAGACUCCUUGA
Molecule: messenger RNA, 1305 nt
Organism: Lytechinus pictus (painted urchin)
Lineage: Eukaryota; Metazoa; Echinodermata; Echinoidea; Temnopleuroida; Toxopneustidae
Exons: 3
Coding region: 1-1305 (434 amino acids)
Source: RefSeq, a predicted model, not a curated record